Molecule: messenger RNA, 525 nt
Organism: Cooperia oncophora
Lineage: Eukaryota; Metazoa; Nematoda; Chromadorea; Rhabditida; Trichostrongylidae
Source: the annotation of a GenBank genome assembly
AUGGACCAAAAGAACGAAGUAAGCGAGUGCAAAUACGGUAUAUUAUAUGUGCGGGCCUACUAUAAUGCAAAUUCACAGACGCUUGUAUUGGAUGUGAUCGGUGCUAAGCAGGUGAUCCCAUUGGAUGCUAAUGGACUCUCGGAUCUAUUUGUGGUUAUACGACUUGUUCCAAAAUAUCGCUAUCCAACUCAAGUCGUCAGUAAGACGCGAAUCGCCAGCAAAACUAUGAACCCGAUUUUCGAGGAGACGUUUGAAUUCCACAUUCCGCCAAAGCCAUGCGCUAUGCUUCACUUCACCGUUAUGGAUCACGACUACUUGCAAUCGAACGAUUUCGCUGGAGAAGCAUUUCUGGAGCUGGCUGAUGUCCCUGGCUUCGGAGUGGCUGGCGGCAAUACACUUCGACAAUUUAAUCUCAUGCUUAUACAACCUGUUCAAAACAAUAAAGAAAUAAUUGAUGUCUUGGCAAGUAGAAAAGAAGAUAAAGAAGCGCUCGAAUUCCUUCGGUCGAUUACUACGGCUUAUUAG